AUGUUUCUACUUAUUGGUCUUGGUAUAUUAGUAUACAUCAUCUAUCGUUUAUAUCAACACAUUUUUACCAUAAUGAAUAUCAAUCCACAUAACAGAUAUGUCUUCAUAAGUGGUUGUGAUACAGGUAUUGGUCAUGCAUUAGCAAUUGAACUCGAUAAACAAGGUUUUAAUGUAUUCGCCGGUGUAUAUAUACCUGAUAAUAUAACUUCAUUGAAAGCUAUACUCUCACUAAAAGCUACAAUCUUUCAUUUAGAUAUUACAAAAGAAGAAGAUAUCAAUGCUGCAUUUGAAUUAGUACAGAAAAAAACUAAUACCCUUCAUGCACUUAUAAAUAAUGCUGGUAUUAUAACACAUGGCUACAUAGAUUGGACUUCAUUAGAACUAAUGCGUAAAAUAAUGAAUGUAAAUUUUUUUGGACAUGUUGCAAUGACAAAAAAAUUUCUACCAUUGCUUAUAACAAAACGUCAGUCUCGUGUAGUGAAUAUUUGUUCAGCUACUGGUUUCUUUGCUAUUCCAAAUACAUGUGCUUAUUCAGCAUCGAAAUAUGCUUUGGAAUCAUUUUCGGAUUGUCUUCGUCGAGAAAUGGCUCCAUGGGAUUUACAUAUCAGUAUCAUUGAACCUGGUGCUCUACGAACGCCUAUGAAUGAAGGUUAUGCAAAUAUUUUGGAAAAUCUAUGGAAUGAACUUUCAAUUGAUAUUCAAGAACGAUGGGGAAUCGAUUUUUUAAAUAAUUUAAUCUCUCAAGGAAUCGAUAGUCCAGUUAUGAAACAUCCUGAUAAUCCAAAGUAUGUAGUACGAGCUGUUCAGCAUGCUGUUAUGAAUAUAAAUCCUUGUAUUCGUUAUCGACCAGGUUGGCAAGCCAAACUGUUUUUUAUUACAUUAUAUUUGCCGCCUACUUGGUUAAUUGAUAAACUUCUAGCUAAAAUCUAUUGUUUUAUUCCUGCUGGCGUGCGAAAUCAACAUCUGAACUAA
This is a messenger RNA of Rotaria sp. Silwood2, 972 nucleotides long. The record is from the annotation of a GenBank genome assembly. NCBI's taxonomy places the organism in Eukaryota, Metazoa, Rotifera, Eurotatoria, Philodinida, Philodinidae.